Messenger RNA from Salvia miltiorrhiza (redroot sage), 522 nucleotides. RefSeq names its product protein SRC2 homolog. The transcript has a single exon. The record is from RefSeq and is a predicted model, not a curated record. Lineage: Eukaryota; Viridiplantae; Streptophyta; Magnoliopsida; Lamiales; Lamiaceae. Gene Ontology annotation, biological process: defense response. Bases 1 to 522 code for a protein of 173 amino acids.
AUGGAGUGCAGAAAACUCGAAAUCACGCUGGUCUCCGCCCAACAUCUCCCCGAUGUCCGAACCAGCGGUCGGAUGAAAGUGUACGCCAAGGUCUCGCUCAAGGGAGAGUCCAAAACCACCAAGAAGAGCCACGUGGACUACGAGGGCGGCACCAAUCCCAGGUGGAAUUUCGUCGCCCAUUACACCGUCAGCGAGUCCACCGUCCGCCGCCCGGGACUCAGCGUCACGGUCAAGCUGGUGUGCAGGAGGACUCUAGGCGACAGGUUCGUCGGAAAAGUGAAGAUUCCGGUGAAGAGCCUGUUUGAUAUGGGCCAGAAAUCGCGCAAGAUUCUGAGCUAUGACGUGGCCGGGGGCGGGAGGCUCAAUUUGCUCUACAGUUUUAGCGACAGGAUGUUUGUCAGGCAGCCGUCAUCGGGCUGGAAGACGGCGUUUGAGACCGUAGGGUUUUUGGUGCUCGUCGGAGGGGCCAUGCUCCUCUUGGCUGGUGAUUCCGAUCGCGACGAAGAUGGUGAUGACUGUUGA